GCGGAUGUGAAGCUCGAGUGCGUCAGGGAGGAGACUCCGCGGGCGUGCGCCAAGUUCGAGGUCCGGGAGGCGCGGGUGGAGGAGGGCAAGUACGUGGGCAUCAUCUCCCUCAAGGAACUACUCGACUACGAGACGGAGCGCCAGUACACCAUGGCGGUACGAGCGUCAGACAGCGGGACGGAGAAGCGCCUGAGUUCGACGUCGACGGUGGUGAUCGAGGUGAGGGACGUGCAGGACCAGCCGCCGGUCUUCCUCAAUGCCCCCUUCAGCGCCACCGUCAGGGAGGCCAGUGAGCCUGGCACGCCCGUCCUCGAGAUCAAAGCACGUGACGGCGACCUCGGCGAGCCCCGCCCCCUCACCCUCACCCUGCAGGACGAUGACUCCGGCUACUUCACCCUGGCUGACAUCCGCACCCUUCCCGACGGCUCCCUGAUCGCCACCCUUGCCACCUCUGACGUCACCCUGGAUCGAGAGGACCCGCUGAUCCUCAACAAUGGCGGCCUGUACACCUUCAGCGUGAGGGCGCAGGAGGAGGGCGGGCAGGCGGCAGUGUCUCUCGUGACGGUGGUCGUGACGGACGUCGCCGACCAGCCGCCGCUCUUCAGUGAGGCCGAGAUCGCUGUGACCGUUCCUGAGGAUAUCUCCGACGGGACGCCCCUGCCCGGACUCAACCUCGUGGUGACCGACAAGGACGUGGGCGAGAACGCGAGAUUCAGCCUCGCCCUCGAAGACAUCUUUGGCUCCCGCGGCGUCUUCUCCAUCUUCCCGGAAUCGGCUGUCGGGAGGACUCCGGUCAUCAUCAAGGUGGCCGACUCCUCCAGGCUCGACUUCGAGAACUCCGACGCCUCGCAGUUCCUCUUCAAAGUCGUGGCGAGCGAGGGCGGCGUGCCCGUCUCCUCCGCCGUCGUCAACGUGACUGUGAGCGACGCCAACGACAACGCGCCAGAAUUCCGCCAGCCCUCCUACAGGUACAACGUGAGCGAGAGCGUGGCCCGCGGAACACUCGUGAGCACACUGAAGGCGACAGAUGCGGACUCCGGUGCCUUCGGGGAGAUCAGCUACGCCCUCAAGGGAUUCGGCGCCGAGAAGUUCCGCGUGGACGAGCGUUCGGGUGACGUCUACAUCGCCAACUGCGGCAUCGACGUCUGCCUCGACUACGAGCGCCAGAAGACCUACUCGCUCACGUACUCGGCCACGGACGGCGGCGGGAAGGUCACGUCGGUGAAUAUCUUCGUCGACGUCCUGGACGAGAACGACAACGCGCCGGAGUUCGCCAAGAGGGAGUACCGCAGGACCGUCGACGAGGGCGCGGCCGCGUUCGAUCCCCCGCUCUUCGUCAAGGCCACGGACGCCGACGGAGACUCCCAGGGCGGCGGGAAAGUGUUCUAUUCCCUGCACGACGGCAACACCCCCGACGAGGCGUUCUUCGUGGAGCCCGUGAGCGGAGAGAUCUCGAUGCAGCGACCGCUCAGCUACAUCGACACGCCCACCUCCACCUACACGCUCACCGUCAGGGCCACGGAUGUUGGUAAACCGCCUCGCCACAGUGACGUGCGCGUGUUCGUGACCGUGGGACGCGACACGAACAGACCUCCGAGAUUCAGGCAGAGGCGGUACGAGGCGGAGGUCCCUGAGGAUGCUGCGGCUGGUUUGGUCGUGCUACAGAUGUCAGCCAGUGAUCCUGACGGCCCUGACGAGGCGGUGACGUACAUGCUGACGGCGGGGGCGAGGGAUAACUUCGUGAUGAACCUGACCAGCGGGGAGAUCACCGUGGCAUCCGGGGCCAGCCUGGAUCGUGACGUCACGCCGAGAUAUCAGCUAACUGUGGCAGCCGUAGACAGCGGGGCAGAGACUCAACAGACCUCAACGACCACCGUGAUUGUUAACCUUCUUGACGUCAACAACAAACCGCCCAAAUUCAAUCAGGAAUCGUACGUGCGGUACGUGAGCGAGCGCCUCCCGCCCGGAGAAAGGGUCGUCACCGUAUCAGCCGUUGACCCCGACCUCGGCGCUGACCUCGUUUACGAAAUCACCGAACCCGUGAUGGCGAGGGACAAGACGGGCGUGGCUCUCGUGCCUUCGUCGCCCUAUGAUUAUAUCGGUGCCUUCAGCGUGAAUGAGACGACGGGCGAGAUCUCGGUGGCGGGAACCCUCGACCACAACGCCGCCGCGGUCAUUAUUCUCACCGUGAGCGUCACCGAUAAUAAUGCGACUGAGGACUUCCCGGGCCAGACUGAUACGACUGAGGUAACCAUGUACGUGCAAGCCUUCAGUGACCAGAACCCCAUCUUCGCCCCGCCCUGGACCCCCGCGCGACCCCAGCUGGAGGUCACGGUCAAGGAGGAGCAGGAGCUGGGGUCCGUCGUGUUCUCCGUCACCGCCAAGGACCCCGUGACAGGUCAACCGGUCCGGCGCUACGAGAAAGUGUCCGGCUCCGACCCCGUAGACAUGUUCCUGGUGGCUCCGAUCACCGGCCAAGUCACACUGAACUCUCGGCUGGACUACGAGGCCUCGACCACCAAGACGACGUCCCUGCAGGUGCUGGCCAUAGCGGGCGAUCGUUCCAGCGAAGCGACUGUGACUGUCAAUAUUGAGGACGUCAACGAUAACAGCCCCAUCUUUACGGAAAAUGAGUACCACGCCCGCCUCUCCGAAGACGCGCGCUGGCCCAAGACGGUGCUGACGGUGACGGCGACGGACGCGGACACGGAGGAGCACGGCCAGGUCACGUACACGCUGGGCGGCGAAGGGGCGCUCAUGUUCGUCGUCAAUGAGACUACGGGCGAGAUUCGCGUGGCUCGAGGCGCCCAGUUAGACCGCGAGUCCACGCCCACCAUCACCCUCGAAGUGACUGCCCACGACACCCCGAUGGGCGGCAUUAACCAGCGUAAAACCACAGUUAUUGUCGAGAUCGAGCUGACCGACGUGAACGACGCGUCCCCGGUGUGGAGCGAGUCGUCGUACACGGCGGUGGUGCCCGAGAACACGCCGGUGGGGAGUCCGGUCACCAACGUCCUCGCGACCGACCCCGACCUCGGCAUCAACGGCCUCGUCCGCUACCAGCUGCCGGAGCUCCAGGGCGAAGUCGAUGGUCUGUUCUUCCUGGACCCCGAGAGCGGAGUGUUGUCCGUAGCAGCGCCCCUCAGCGGGAAGGGUCGCAACGAGCACUACGAGCUGACCGUACGGGCCCUGGAUCAAGGCAGUCCGCAGCUCUACUCGGAGGCCACGAUUCGCGUCCUCAUUGGUGACGUCUCCACCAAUGACGGCGUCCCGACGUUCGUUAAGCCACGCCCCAAUGAAGGAGCGAGUGUCAUGGAGAACUCGAAGAUCGGGACGGCCGUGUUCCAGGUGCAGGCCGAAGACCCCGACGACCCCAACACGCCCAACGGCAAGAUCGUCUAUUCCUUCCUCGACGACGGCAGCGACAACGGCGUCUUUGAGAUCGAUCCGACGACGGGCAUCAUAACGACCCGUGUAGCGCUGGACAGAGAGCAGCGAGCCCAAUAUACCGUGGUGGUCGUUGCACAAGAUCUGGGUCGUCCUCCUCAGCUGGCUUCACGACUCCUGGUCAUCAACAUUACCGAUGCCGACGACAACCUGCCAGCCUUUGUUAAGCUUCCGGGUGAGAAGCCGAUGGACGUCCAGGUGGAAGAGGAGGCCGCUCUGGACACCGAAGUCGCCUACGUAGAAGCGCGCGAUGGCGACGUCGGCGAAAAUUCCCUCAUCAACUACCAGAUUACCGACGGAAAUACUGACGGUCUUUUCGGCAUCAACCGGACGUCGGAUAACAGAGGGAUUAUCUAUGUAAAAGGUCGCAUCGACAGGGAAAAGGUGGGGUCAGUGACCUUGACGCUGCUGUGUGGAAAGUACGGACGUCGGAUGCCCGCGAGGAAGGCAUACGACCCUACUGAUCCCGCUAUGAUGCAGGUUCGCGUUCUCGUGACUGACCUCGACGACAAUAAACCAGCGUUCGCGAAGGACGUCAUUACCACAGGAGUGCGGGUGGACGCGGCGCUGCAGACGGAGGUGGUGAAGCUGGAGGCGGAGGACAAGGACCCGACCGCGCUGCCUAUCAGGUACGCCAUACACAACAUCAGCUUCUCCCACAUCGAAGACACUGUCGAGCUUCUUCCCGAAGAGGAGGUAAAUGCCACAGGAGUCUUCUUGCUCGAGGAAUCAUCCGGUGUGCUGAGGACCAACGCCCCUCUCACCCGCUACGCUCACGGGAUCUUCACUCUGUUCAUUACCGCUUUAUCGUCUCCUACUGAUGACCCUGCGGUUGCUCAGGUCAUGAUCUACGUGUUGCGAGACAGUGAUCUUCUGCGCUUCGUGUUCGGGGUAACGCCCGGGGAGGUGCGACGUCAGCUGAACACCUUCAAGAAAGAGGUCGAGAAUGUGUUGUUUGUGAACUCGUCUUUGAACAUUUACGACACUACUUAUUAUACCGAUGCCAAUGGUGCUAUUGAUUUCUCCAGCACGGGGUCGUGCUUCCAGCUGGUUGGUCGCAACAUGCGCGAAACAAAAGAGUUACUUGACCCUUCAGAUAACUCGGCGUUGGAAAAAGUCUUUGGGAGAUUUACGGUCAAAAAGGUUGAGCGGUGCGUUCCCCGGCGCGAGUCUCGCCAAGCAGACUGGGUGGAGGUGUGGGUGUUGGUGAUCGCGGCCUUCAUCGGCGUCGGAGGCACUAUCGCCGCCUGCUCCGUGUGCUGCCUUUACUCCCGCUACCGAAGACGCCUCAAGCGACACCAGCAGCACAUGAGGUUACUCGAGAGUCCUCCUCCAGCAGCGCCAGUUCUCCCUCCAGGUUCCAUCGUCAUGCUGCCUCCAGGGCCUCCGCCCCCGGGGCCGUCGCACCCAGGGGGACCUCAUGGCCCUGUCAUGCCUCCGCCCUCCAUGCUGAGCUCGGAGCCUCCUCGGUCGUAUGAGUGGCAAGAGCGCGGGCUUCCCCUCGACACAGUGUCAUAUAGAAGCGCCCAGCGGUAGCUUAAGCUUCGUCCUGGUAUAAGGUGCAAUGUACAAUAAGUCCUGCAAUACAUCAUGUGCCUUCUUGUGCGAGUUCAGGGAUCUGACAAUAAGAAUGGUCUCGAAAUGAUACGGGAAAGUGCAAAAUCAACUGGGAAAGUAUUUAACGUCCUCUAAUUGGUACCAUACGCAAUUUAUGCCUCCCGUUGUUAAAUUAUAUUGUUGAAAUAUUAGGAAUUAGGAAUUUUAACAGAGAAGGGGAAUUUGCCAAAUAUUUUCAUUCCGGUAUAAAAGGUUGUGUGAUUGGGUUUCAACAGUAUUUGACAAGUCUUUUUCUGUAAACAUUCGCAACUGUCAUUUGAUAUAACAGGCGCUUGUACAAGUAAGUGAACUUGUAAUUAUGUGUACAUAACUUAUACACUAUAUUAGUAAUACUAUUUGAUAGACGUUUUGAAUGGGUAUGUUAGAUUUUGCUCUAAAUACAGAUCUAAGCAUUUACUUUAGAUUAUGAAACAAUUAUAUUUUAGAAUAAACCAAAAAAAUGA
Penaeus vannamei (Pacific white shrimp) is the source of this 5507-nucleotide messenger RNA. NCBI's taxonomy places the organism in Eukaryota, Metazoa, Arthropoda, Malacostraca, Decapoda, Penaeidae. The record is from RefSeq and is a predicted model, not a curated record.